Phragmites australis (common reed) is the source of this 2038-nucleotide messenger RNA. Its product is annotated as zinc-finger homeodomain protein 7-like. NCBI's taxonomy places the organism in Eukaryota, Viridiplantae, Streptophyta, Magnoliopsida, Poales, Poaceae. Gene Ontology annotation, molecular function: DNA-binding transcription factor activity; transcription cis-regulatory region binding. Gene Ontology annotation, biological process: regulation of developmental process; regulation of DNA-templated transcription. Bases 575 to 1774 code for a protein of 399 amino acids. The record is from RefSeq and is a predicted model, not a curated record. Gene Ontology annotation, cellular component: nucleus. The transcript has a single exon.
GAGCAUGGGCUUCUUCUCGUCUCCCAUCUCUCUCCCCCAAGUCACCUUCACCACUCUCCUUCAAACAUAUCCUAGCCUGGCCACUUUCUCUCUCCUGUCAUUUCUCCCUCCCUCUCCCUUCUUCCCCUUCUUGCUGCUGUUCUCUUCUCCCUCCCUCCCUCCUCCUUCCUUGGCCUUGUUCUUUUAGGAUGCAUGCAUAGAUGGAUGACGGAUAGACAAGAUGGACAUGUUGUAUGCUCCUAGCUAGCUCUCUCUCAAGGAGACAUUCCCCCACUUUGUGCCAAAUUGUUAUUGCUAUUGCUAUUUUUACCACUUUGUAAUUCUACCAUAUCUCUCCUUUGUUAUGUAGACUAGCUUAACCGAGCAACAUAAUCCAUCGCCAUCUUUGUCUCCUUCCUUCCCCCUUGAAGCCAACACCAUCCCCUUCCCUAUUUCUUCCCAAAACCUACAAGUAGAGCACACACCACCACCAACACAGCUUAAAAAAAAAGCAAGGAGAUAGAAUCAUUUUCUUAAUAAGACCACCAAACCCUCCUAGAUAGCUCGCCCCCAACCUAGCUAGGUAGACGAAGCCAUGGAGUACAAGAGAUCAUCGCAUGUGGAGGAGGAGGAAGAGGAGGAGGAGGAAGAAGAGGAAGACGAGGAGGAAGAAGAGGACGAUGAGGAGGAGAACAGAGGCCACCACUACACCACUGCAGCAGCUGCACCCGUAGGUGCUCCACAGCAGCAGGUGCACGGCCAAGCUCUUGGCCUUGGCUCGCCUUCCUCGCAGUCCUCUAUGAUGGAGUCUGCCGCCUUCUCGAGGCCCCUCCUGCCUCCCAACUCCUCCCUCGUCUCGCAGCUGCCGCUGCCUCCUCCCGGCUUCAUGCCGCCUCACCGCCAGCCCCAACUCCAUCCGAGAAGGGCGGAGAGAGAGAGGGAGAGAGUUGGGGGCGCCCAGCACCAGCUCCGGCGCCACAACGAACCGGCGAGGAAUGGCGUUCUUGGCGGUGGCACCACUCCCCCGCCGGCCUCUACGCUUAGCCUCGCGACUGGCGGCGGCGCCGUGGGGGCGGAGGCGGCGCAGUGGAGGUACCGGGAGUGCCUGCGGAACCACGCGGCGCGGCUGGGCGCGCACGUGCUCGACGGCUGCUGCGAGUUCAUGCCGUCCGCCGGCGACGGGGCCGCCGCGCUGGCCUGCGCAGCCUGCGGCUGCCACCGCAGCUUCCACCGCCGCGAGGCGGUCCCCGGGGUUGUUGCCGCAACGGUGCCCCCCUCGGCGACGACCCCCGCCGGCGUCGACGCCAACUCCUCCCGGGUCAUGCCGCUCCUCCUGGCCCCGCCGCACAUGCAGACGCGGCCGCACGUCCCCGUGUCCCCGUUGUCCGCCCCCGCCGCGCUGACCGAAUCCUCGAGCGAGGAGCUGCGCGGCCCCGCGCCCGCGCAACCGCCCCUGCCGCCGACGCACCCACCCCACGCGCAGGUGGCCGUGGGGUCGGCCUCCGCUCCCCCGGCGCCGAGCAAGAAACGGUUCCGGACCAAAUUCACGGCGGAGCAGAAGGAGCGGAUGCGGGAGUUCGCGCACCGCGUUGGGUGGCGCAUCCACAAGGCCGACGCCGACGCCGUCGACGCCUUUUGUGCCCAGGUCGGCGUCUCCCGUCGCGUCCUCAAGGUGUGGAUGCACAACAACAAGCACCUCGCCAUGAUCGCACCCCCGUCCCCGUCCUCUCAGCCGCCGCCGCCGCCGCCGCCGCAUCACCACCCUCCACCUCCACCCCCCGCCGCCGCAGCAUGACGCAUGAGUGAGUAGCCGUAGUGCAAUGCGAGAGGAUGCAUUAGCUUAUUAGCUUCUUUCUUUAUUCCGCUUCUUCUCUUGUAAUUUCAGUGACAUCCUGGUUGUUAAGAAGUAAACUCAUGCAGCAGUUCGGAGUCAGUAAUGUGAUUAUGUGAUCUAAUCUCAUUGGAGCCAUACUUCUUCUUCCUCAUUGCUUUCUUGGGUAACCUCCAUUAGGUUAGCACCAUGACACUUGCAUUGAGAACCGAUACUCCUUUUCUUAUG